Aspergillus pseudonomiae is the source of this 1585-nucleotide messenger RNA. Its product is annotated as inositol monophosphatase family protein. Bases 243 to 1421 code for a protein of 392 amino acids. Gene Ontology annotation, molecular function: 3'(2'),5'-bisphosphate nucleotidase activity. The record is from RefSeq and is a predicted model, not a curated record. Gene Ontology annotation, biological process: sulfate assimilation. NCBI's taxonomy places the organism in Eukaryota, Fungi, Ascomycota, Eurotiomycetes, Eurotiales, Aspergillaceae. The transcript has a single exon.
CCAACCCCCCCCAUACUCAACAUAGCCAAAUCUGUACACGCCGCGCGCAGUUUCCAACUUAGGAAAUCCAUUCACUCAACUCGAGAUCAUCCAAAUUCACCCUCGAGACCCCUUUUUCCACCAUGAGCUCAAGGGCCGCUGUCUUCAACAUCCUAAUCUGCCCUCUUUGUCCCCGCAAGCUACACAAACUGUGACCCAAGAGCAAAAACCCCCCAACAGCCCACCAUCAAUACCAUCCAACAAUGGCCACCAAACCAAUCAACAACAAUAACCAAGAGAAAAGCCAAAAGCAAGAGAAAGAAGUAACAACAAUGACCGGCUCAGCAACUCCCUCCCCAGACUACGACAAAGAACUCCGAAUCGCAUCCCUAGCCGUCCACCGCGCCAGCAUCCUCACCAAAAUCGUCCAAAGAGACCUCGACACAGGCCCCCUCUGCAAACCCGACGGUUCGUCCGUGACCGUCGCCGAUUUCGCCGCCCAGGUUAUCCUCGUCAGCGUUCUCCGUCAUCACUUCCCGGAUGAUGUGUUUGUGGGCGAGGAGUCUGCGUCUGUGCUUCGUGGUGAUCCCCUGCUUGCGCGGCGGGUGUGGGACCUUGUGUCUACGAUGACGUGGGUUGAGAAUGAUGAUAAUGAUGAUCGGGCUUUGGUCGCGGGGCCACAAUCUAUAGGGGAGAUGCUGAGUGCAAUCGAUGCUGCGGGCGGUGUGGAUGGAGCUGGGGGUCGGCGGACCUGGUUUCUUGACCCGGUUGAUGGGACGGCGACGUUUAUACGAGGCCAGCAGUAUGCGGUGUCCGUGGCGCUGGUGGAGGAUGGGGAGCAGAAGGUCGGUGUGGUCGGGUGUCCGAAUCUGGCGUUCAAGAGCACUUCUGUCCAUGAGGAGGUUGUCGAUAGAGAUGGGUAUGGGAUGAUGCUAUUCGCUGUCAGGGGUCAGGGUGCGUACAAGAGACGGAUGAGCCUGUCUAGUUUGGGGCCUCUGCAGAGGAUUUUCCUGAGCCCGUGGCAAAGAAUGGGGGAGAGAAUCACGUUUACUGAAAGCUCGACCAGUGGUAUUAUCCAUCAGGAGAAGCACAAGUUCAUCAGGGACAUACUAUUUGCCAAUCCGGUGGUAGACCUUUACUCUAUGCAAGUCAAGUAUGCGGCCUUAGCAAUUGGUGCAUGCAACGCGAUGAUUCGCCUUCCCAAGGACAAGGACCACCGGUUCCCUGCAUGGGACCAUGCCGGGGGAAUGCUCAUUUUCGAGGAAUCCGGCGGCAAGGUUACCGACCUAUAUGGCCGACCUUUCAACUAUGCUCUUGGGAGAAGCUUGGCUGACAAUGAGGGCUUGGUGGCAGCUAAACCAGUGCUUCACAUCGACCUUUUGCGCUAUACACGAUAUGUUUAUGGGAGAAACAAGUCUAAGCGGUGCAUCAAACCAACGUGAAUAUAGGGGAUUGAGCAGAUGUACAGUGCGUUUUCAAGCCAUGGUUGUAUCAGUGCAUGGCACCCUCGCAGCGACAGAAGUCAUUUACUGGAAAAAGUGAACCCUUGAAACCCGAUAGUAUUUUUUUUUUUUCGAAUAAACCCAUACAUAAAACACAAACAAAA